UUUUCAGUGUCGAUCCUGUGUCUUAUCUUCUCGAUUUUCCAUCUCAUUGCCUCUCUCGUCCAUGCGUUUCAAACAUUUAUGACCGGGAGUUCUGGAUGACUCUAGCGCCCGCUGCUUGGACAAAGUUUCCACCUUUCUGCUUUCCGAUCGGAUCUCUGCGAUCGGAUCCACUCGCUCGUCACGAUUUCUCUCGUUUCUUGACUCUCUUCACAUCCGCUGGUGGUCACACCACCGCAGCACGACAGAUCCAAUUCUGAAUCGAAAACUUGUCAAGUCGAGUGUUGGAACGUCCAACCCCGGUGAAUAAUGUCGUCCAACGAUUAUGUAACGUAUAAUCGAUUGCUCGGUACGGGUGUUGCCAUGAUAACAUUGACGACCAUUGUUAUCAUAAGUCGCUUUGGAAUCAGGAUAUGGAAAGGAGUAUGGUGGCAGGCCGAGGAUAUUCUCAUCUUCCUCGCCUAUGCGGUAUUCGUAUCGCUGGCGGGAAUGUACCUCUCCAUCAAUCACCUCCUGCAGAGGAUUUACGCUGUUACCACUGGACGAGAGGCACUUUAUGAAACGAUCGAAAAUGAUUCACGCUAUCUGACGAGAAUAAUGUUUCCUUGUACGAUGAUGCUGUGGGUUUCGCUGUGGCUUGUGAAGGCUUCCUUUCUGGUUUGGUAUCGGCGCUUGAUGAAAGGAAUCAAGAAGCAAAUGCGGCUGUGGUGGGUAGUCGUGAUACUUUCCGCCGUGAUGUUAAUCGGCGCUAUCGUCUCGGAGUUUACUUCGUGUAAAUCUCUUUCAGCUUGGUUCACUCCGGGAGAAUGUCAAUCCCCCCGAGAUAUUAAAGCUCAGCUUGCGAGCCUCUGGUAUUCCUAUGCAGUGGACGUGAUCACAGAUAUUAUGGUCAUGCUGCUACCAAUCGGACUCAUCUGGAAUAUCCAGAUCUCCCGCUCACAAAAAAUCUCUCUGGUUGGAAUAUUCAGCUUGGGAAUAAUCUGCAUCAUCAUGGCCACGAUUCGGGUCGUCCAGCUUCGAACACACAAUCCUGACUCAAGUCCAGCUCCGCCGUGGCUGGCUUUCUGGGGGAUCAUCGAGACAGCAACUGCUGUCAUCAUCGGCUGCCUUCCGGCCUUUGCCGUGUUUUAUCGGACUGUACGCAGCAAUCACAAGGGUUACGAAGGCGGCUACGGCGGAUACUCGAACAGGUAUCGCGAAGGCUAUGGAGACGAUUCCAGCCAUUUCCCCUCCGGUGCUGGCACAACCGGAAGCUCUGCGCCUCGCCAUAUCAAGCUUGAAAGCAUGGCAUCCAAGCCGACCAGAACUGGAAACAGUUUCUGGGUUGAAAGCUCCACUAGCCAAGAGCAUCUAGCGAAGCCUGGCGAGAUUGUUGUGACAACCAAUGUCCGCCAGACCCAUUCGUCGGAUUCAUAAUCAUAGAGCAUAGUAAUCACUGAGGCAGUUGGGCGUUUCUUGUACAAUGCAGUGUAUUAUGAUUUGACAACUUCAGCGUCAACAUU
This is a messenger RNA of Eremomyces bilateralis CBS 781.70, 1499 nucleotides long. RefSeq lists its product as uncharacterized. Bases 307 to 1413 code for a protein of 368 amino acids. Lineage: Eukaryota; Fungi; Ascomycota; Dothideomycetes; Eremomycetales; Eremomycetaceae. The record is from RefSeq and is a predicted model, not a curated record. The transcript is spliced from 6 exons.